Messenger RNA from Nelumbo nucifera (sacred lotus), 954 nucleotides. RefSeq lists its product as uncharacterized. Gene Ontology annotation, molecular function: nucleic acid binding; fatty acyl-CoA hydrolase activity. Lineage: Eukaryota; Viridiplantae; Streptophyta; Magnoliopsida; Proteales; Nelumbonaceae. The record is from RefSeq and is a predicted model, not a curated record.
UCAUAUUCGGCCCAUUGAAAUUUCGAUUUCGUAGGGGGAGCUGGCCGAAGAAAUCCUUUAUUAUUAUUAUUGUCCACGGAAUGUCGGAAUGAGCUGAUUUUCUGUGAAGCUUUGCUCGAGGAGAAGCAGCCAACUCCUCGGUGGUUAACAGAGAGAAAUGGACUUGGAGUCAGUGAAGAAGUUUUUAGAGAGAGGAGGCUACGAGAGCGAGAAUGCUUCAGUCGAUGGUUUGCCUCUCCGAUUCUUCGACCUAUUUAUCAUGCAAGGUAUUAAAGUUGAUCUCAUCGAACCAGGUCGAAUUAUCUGCACCAUGGAAGUCCCUCCUCGUCUUCUGAAUUCUGGUAAUAUUCUGCACGGUGGUGCGACGGCAUCUAUAGUGGAUUUGGUGAGCUCGGCCGUAAUCUUUACAGUUGGCCGUGUAAACACGGGUGUUUCAAUAGAGAUUAACAUCUCCUACUUGGAUGCUGCGUUUGUCAAUGAACCGAUUGAGAUCGAGGCAAAGGCUUUACGUAUUGGAAAGGCAGUUGCAGUUAUUAGUGUGGAGCUGAGGAAAAAGAGCACAGGGAAGAUUAUUGCUCAGGGACGUCAUACCAAGUACCUUCCUGUCUCUAAAAUGUGAAGGGCCUUCUACUUUGCAUCUUCCAUAAACUUGAAACCUUACUUCAGAUGAAGGUGCUGCCAACCUUACUACAUUUGUUAAUGUAUAUAUAAAACGACUUGGAGGAGAUGCGAAACCACUACAACAAAUAAUCUAGUACAUAAAUUAUCAGAUUCGAGAACAUGAAAGGGUAGGGGGAAGUACGAAAAUCCCUAGCAAUACCAUAAACUGAAAAAUUGUUUGCAUAGUAAAAGGCCCUAGCCAUUCCACAGAAACUUGGGAAAGAAUCUGCAAGGAAUUUGCUUCAACUCUACAUGUGGCUCUUAAAGUAAUAUCACGGUCCUUUUUUACCUCCA